Molecule: messenger RNA, 558 nt
Organism: Miscanthus lutarioriparius
Lineage: Eukaryota; Viridiplantae; Streptophyta; Magnoliopsida; Poales; Poaceae
Source: the annotation of a GenBank genome assembly
AUGGAGGCCGCGGUGCCCAGCCGUGUUGCACGCUCUCCGCGGCGAGCCGCCUCCCGAAUCGCCACGCCGUGGCAGGUGCUCCGUCUCCCUCGCUCCCGAUUCGGGCUCCCGUUUGUCAGUUUGUUGGAAUUUGGAUGCGAUUUUGGGAGAGAUAGAUCUUUCAUUUACAAGGGAAGAUGCCAAAGUCUUGCAAUUCCUAUGGCUUUGUCAGCAGCUGCGCCAGGCAAAGGUGGUGGUGUGCUUGAUCGGCCAGUAGAGAAAUCUACUCCUGGUCGUCAGUCUGAAUUUGAUGUGAAGAAAUCCCGCAAAAUGUCGCCUCCAUACCGCGUCAUUCUGCACAAUGACAACUACAACAGGCGCGAGUACGUUGUCCAGGUCCUGAUGAAAGUGAUCCCUGGGAUGACCGUUGACAACGCUGUGAACAUCAUGCAGGAGGCGCAUGUGAAUGGGCUGUCAGUGGUGAUUGUCUGUUCCCAGUCCGAGGCUGAGGAGCACUGCACGUCGCUCAGGGGCAACGGCCUCCGAAGCUCGAUCGAGCCUGCGAGUGGUGACUGCUGA